GCUGGUUUUGUCGAAGUCACGCGAAGACUUUGUAUAAAUAAAACGAAAAGUUGAAGGCUAUAUACUCACUCCCUUAGUUCUUCCUUACACUACCAAGCAUAGCCUCUUCAACCAAACCAAGGAAAUGGAGGGAGAUCAACAGCAAAAGUUGUUGAUCAAAGAGCAAACAUCAGAAGAGGAAUCGUCACUGGUGAAGAGGGUGUGGAAUGAGAGCAAGUUGAUGUGGAUAGUGGCAGCACCAGCCAUAUUCACUAGGUUCUCCACCUUCGGUAUCAAUGUUAUAAGCCAGGCUUUUGUUGGUCAUAUCGGUUCACGAGAACUCGCUGCUUUUGCUCUUGUUUACACUGUUCUCAUACGUUUUGCGAAUGGUAUUCUGUUGGGAAUGGCGAGUGCAUUAUCAACACUUUGUGGACAAGCAUUUGGGGCAAAAGAAUAUAGUAUGAUGGGAGUGUAUCUUCAGAGAUCAUGGAUAGUGUUAUGCUCAACUGCAAUCUGUCUUCUUCCGUUGUUCUUCUUCACAGGCCCAAUUUUGAGGCUCCUAGGCCAAGAUGAGAACAUAGCACAAGUUGCGGAAACCAUUUCUCUUUUGUCAAUUCCUGUCUUAUUUGCUUUUAUUUUUUCCUUCACCACCCAAAUGUUUCUGCAAUCUCAAAGCAAGAAUGUCCUUAUAGCAUUCUUGGCAGCUAUGUCAAUAGCUAUUCAUGUGUUACUGUCUUGGCUAUUGACAAUACAAUUUAACAUUGGAAUUGCCGGCGCAAUGAUUUCAACAAGUGUGGCAUUUUGGGUUACUAACAUUGGCCAACUAAUAUUUAUUACCUGUGGCUGGUGCUCUGAUACAUGGAAAGGCUUCUCAUUUUUAGCAUUUAAAGAUCUUUGGCCUGUUGUCAAGCUUUCCCUCUCAUCUGGGGUCAUGUUAUGUCUUGAGCUGUGGUACAGCACAAUAUUGGUUCUUCUGACGGGCAACUUGACAAAUGCAGAGGUCCAAAUUGAUGCUCUAUCGAUAUGCCUCAAUAUUAGCGGAUGGGAAUUGAUGAUAUCACUUGGUUUCAUGGCUGCUGCAAGUGUUCGAGUGGGAAACGAGCUUGGAAAAGGAAGCUCCAAAGCUGCAAAAUUCGCCAUACUGGUGUCAGUGCUUACAUCCUUAGCCAUUGGAUUCGUUCUCUUCUUAUUCUUCUUAUUUUUAAGGGAAAAACUUGCCUACGUAUUUACCUCAAGUAAAGAGGUGGCCGAUGCUGUCGGUGACUUGUCACCUUUGUUGGCAAUCUCCAUUCUUCUCAACAGUGUGCAACCUGUACUCUCAGGUGUUGCAGUCGGAGCAGGGUGGCAAAGCUAUGUAGCAUAUGUGAACGUAGGGUGUUAUUAUGUCAUAGGUGUUCCUGUAGGAAUGGUGCUUGGUAAAGUUCUCCAUUUGGAAGUCAAGGGUAUUUGGAUCGGAAUGUUGUUUGGAACAUUUAUUCAAACUAUAGUGCUAAUUAUAAUCACCUACAAAACUAAUUGGGACGACCAGGUAAUUAAAGCUCGUAAUCGAGUUAGCAAGUGGUCGAAGGUGAAUGCUGAUCAUGAAAGAAUUACAUCAAACAGUUAGUAUGUGAUAUGUUAACCAUCAGUGUUAGUUAUAUAACACUAAUUGAUAACUAUUUAAUAAAAUUAAAUCGUUACUUUUACUUGAAUUAAAUAUAUGGUAAACUGGUUAGGGUUAUAUAACUAAUAAUGAUGGUUAAAUCCAAAAUUAGUGGAUCUAACCGUGGAUUCAGUUUUGUAAUAUUGUUUUUGUUGCCUGUGUGAGAAAGGCAGAUGAUGUAUAUUUCCUACACGCAAAUUUUCUUCGAUAGGAUACUUGAAUUUCAUUGAA
Molecule: messenger RNA, 1852 nt
Organism: Vigna angularis (adzuki bean)
Lineage: Eukaryota; Viridiplantae; Streptophyta; Magnoliopsida; Fabales; Fabaceae
Product: protein DETOXIFICATION 21
Exons: 8
Coding region: 125-1585 (486 amino acids)
Biological process (GO): xenobiotic detoxification by transmembrane export across the plasma membrane
Cellular component (GO): membrane
Molecular function (GO): antiporter activity; xenobiotic transmembrane transporter activity
Source: RefSeq, a predicted model, not a curated record